Messenger RNA from Strongylus vulgaris, 294 nucleotides. The record is from the annotation of a GenBank genome assembly. NCBI's taxonomy places the organism in Eukaryota, Metazoa, Nematoda, Chromadorea, Rhabditida, Strongylidae.
GAAGAUCAAACUUACCACGACAUAAGCGAAAACAACUAUUUGAUUCAUGGAGUAACUGAAAAUUUGAGUAAGAAAGAAGCUGGUGUACCAGACCACGAAGAAGAUUAUCCUUAUGAGGACGAUUAUGGAAAAAGCAAUGAAGAAGAUGACGGUGAAGACAAUACGGCAUCCUCAUCUGUUGGUGCGACUUACAACGUUUUCAUGCACUUUGACUUCAGCGGAUCUAAAGCGCCAACCAAGCUGGAAAAUCUGCUACAAAUACUUUUAGGAAGCGAGAAGGUUUAUGUUAAUUAA